CUUACGCAGGAAAUGAAAUGAAGAAAAAGUCGAUUCAUUUGUUCUUCUUCUUACUCGUAAAGUAUCUCUGAUUCUCGAUCCAGAUCCUCCGCUUGCUUAUCUCGAUCGAUUUCGAGUAUUGAUUCCGUUGAUUUUCCUGGGGAUUUUGUUUGAUUAGUCUCUGUUCAGUGUUGAUUGGAUCAUCAUAAAGGUCUUUCCUUUAUAGGGUUCAGAGGUUGGUAUGAGUGUUUCCGGAAGCUCUUUCUUCUGGGUUUCGAUUGGAAUGAGAGGAACUUGAUUGAAACAGAGUGUUAGUUUCGUUUGGUUGAGUAAAGCAAAAAAGAUGAGGUUUUGGAGGGAACGUGAGAGGGAAAGCAAAGAGCAGAUCUUAGCGCCAUUGUGUGGCCAAGUUCGAGUCUUGGUGGUUGGUGAUUCAGGUGUGGGGAAAACAUCACUUGUACACCUCAUCAACAAAGGCUCUUCUCUUCAACGCCCAUCUCAAACGAUUGGAUGUACAGUUGGUGUCAAGCACAUAACUUACGGGAGUCCAGGUAGUUCUUCGAGUAGCAUUCAAGGAGACUCAGAGCGAGACUUCUUUGUCGAGCUCUGGGAUGUAUCAGGUCAUGAUAGAUACAAAGAUUGCCGCUCUCUCUUCUAUUCCCAAAUCAAUGGAGUUAUAUUUGUUCAUGAUCUCUCUCAGAGAAGAACGAAAACAAGCUUGCAGAAAUGGGCUUCUGAGGUUGCAGCUACAGGGACAUUCUCAGCUCCUCUUCCUUCUGGAGGAGGUCCUGGUGGUCUUCCCGUUCCCUACAUUGUCGUUGGAAACAAAGCGGAUAUCGCUGCGAAAGAAGGAACGAAAGGAAGCAGUGGGAACCUUGUUGAUGCGGCUCGUCAUUGGGUUGAGAAGCAAGGUUUGCUUUCCUCAAGCGAAGAUCUUCCUCUCUUUGAUAGCUUCCCUGGUAAUGCCGGUCUCAUAGCGGCUGCUAAAGAGACUAGAUACGAUAAGGAAGCUCUGAACAAGUUUUUCCGGAUGUUGAUAAGAAGAAGAUAUUUCUCAGAUGAACAACCAGCAGCAGCUUCACCGUGGUCUAUCCCAACCUCAUCAUCCCAACGGUUAGACGAGAUUACAAGUGAUGAAGAUCAGUUUUACAAGAGAACAAGUUUUCAUGGAGAUCCUUACAAGUACAACAACACUACACUCUAUCCGCAUCAGCCAGUGUCGACACAUGAUAACUACGUUGUACCACCGAGGUUCUCUCUUUCGAGUGUACAAGACACAAGUAACAAUGGUAGUGGUUAGUAGAUCUAAGCGAAUGGAUAUUAAUGUUUGAUAUCUCUUAUCAUUUGCAAGAAAACUAAUGUUGCUUUUUGGAUCUGUUUAUUCUUUUUUGUUAUUGUUCCCAUUUGGUUUCUUCUUUCUUUCUUUGUGAUUGUUUGUAGGUGGUAAAGUGAAUAUGUGUGUGUAACCAAAAACCCUCUUUGGAUUUGUUCUUAUAAUUAAAAUCCAAUUCUUUGACUGUGUU
This is a messenger RNA of Raphanus sativus (radish), 1502 nucleotides long. RefSeq names its product small GTPase LIP1. NCBI's taxonomy places the organism in Eukaryota, Viridiplantae, Streptophyta, Magnoliopsida, Brassicales, Brassicaceae. The transcript has 6 exons. The coding region runs from base 323 to 1279 and encodes 318 amino acids. Gene Ontology annotation, biological process: intracellular protein transport. Gene Ontology annotation, molecular function: GTPase activity; GTP binding. The record is from RefSeq and is a predicted model, not a curated record. Gene Ontology annotation, cellular component: endomembrane system.